GCUCGUCUACCCUGCAGGGGAAAGUUCUUUUGCGAACGCCCGGCCGCCUGUGCUCGCCUCGGUCAGGGGCGCGCGCGGCUGAUAAGGGUCACGGCGGACCCCGCGGAGACGAGGGCGGUGCCGGGGCGAGCUGGCUGGGGACCCAGCGGGCUGACCCAUUGCAUAACCGCGAGGUGUCCCUCCGCCCCCGCGCCAAGCCUCAGCCCGGCGAGCGGAUCCCGGGGAUAAACCCCUUUCGCCCACCCCGCAGAGUCCACAGCGGCGCUGGCGGGGCGGGGGUGGACCCGCCGGCGCGUUUCGCAGGCCGCACUCUGGGCGCUUCCCCGCGACGCUCUCCUCCUCCCGCGCUGCCCGCGGGGCCCCCGGCCCCGCCGGCGCCUCCGCCCCGAGCGCUCCCCGCCCCUCGGAAGCGCGGACCGCGGCGGCUGGGGCCCGGGAAGGGGCCACGGCACGGGGAGUCGGCCCGGUGGGUGCGCCCGCGGGGCAUGUACGCGCGCCGCCGCCCGGGGUACAUCGGUCCACGCGAGGUAGAUUUCCCGGUGUUAGAGAGACUGCUUUUCUGCUGGAUUGGGCUUCCAGUGACUGCCCCCCCCCCCCGCCCCUUUUUCUUAAUCGUCUUCUGCUCAGAUGGCCAGUUACCUAUGUGCCAGGUAACAUUCCAUGCUAAUCUUGAAUGCCAAUAGGAAGUCACUGGACAGCAAAACUCUUCCAGGAUUAUAACUGGACUAUCAGAGUAACCCGAAAAAGAAGAAAAAAGAAUCGAAGUCAUGGCCAAAGGAACUAGAGUUCGGUCUACCUCUCCUCCAGAUGGAGGCUGGGGCUGGAUGAUCGUGGCUGGCUGUUUCCUUGUUACCAUCUGCACCCGGGCGGUCACCAGAUGUAUUUCAAUUUUUUUUGUGGAGUUCCAGACAUACUUCACUCAGGAUUACGCCCAAACAGCUUGGAUCCAUUCCAUUAUAGAUUGUGUGACCAUGCUGUGUGCGCCGCUUGGGAGUGUUGUCAGUAACCACUUAUCCUGCCAAGUGGGAAUCAUGCUGGGUGGCUUGCUGGCCUCUACUGGUCUCAUCCUGGGCUCGUUCGCCACCAAUCUGAAGCAUCUCUACCUCACUCUGGGAGUUCUGACAGGUCUUGGAUUUGCACUCUGUUAUUCUCCAGCGAUUGCCAUGGUCGGCAAGUAUUUCAGCAGACGGAAAGCCCUGGCUUACGGGAUCGCCAUGUCCGGAAGCGGCAUCGGCACCUUCAUUCUGGCCCCGGUGGUUCAGCUCCUUAUCGAACAGUUUUCCUGGCGGGGAGCCUUACUCAUCCUCGGGGGCUUCGUUCUGAAUCUCUGUGUUUGCGGUGCCUUGAUGCGGCCCAUUACCCUGAAAGAGGACCAGACGACUCCAGAGCGGAGCCCCAUCAGUAGAACUCAGAAACAAGACUUCAAGCGAGUGGCUCCCUGUUCCACUUUGACUAAAGAAUGGGUGCAGACCUGCCUCUGUUGCUCUUUGCAGCAGGAAUACAGUUUUUUACUGAUGUCAGACUUUGUCGUGUUAGCCAUCUCUGUUCUCUUUAUGGCUUAUGGCUGCAGUCCUCUCUUUGUGUACUUGGUACCUUACGCUGUGAGUGUUGGAGUGAGUCACCAGCAAGCCGCUUUCCUUAUGUCCAUACUCGGGGUGAUUGACAUUGUUGGCAAUAUCACAUUCGGAUGGCUAACUGACAGAAGGUGCCUGAAGAAUUACCGGUAUGUCUGCUACCUCUUUGCCGUGGGACUAGAUGGGCUCUGCUAUCUCUGCCUCCCAAUGCUUCAGAGCUUCCCCCUGCUCGUGCCUUUCUCUUGUACCUUUGGCUACUUUGAUGGUGCCUACGUGACUCUGAUCCCUGUAGUGACUGCAGAAAUAGUGGGGACCACUUCUUUGUCCUCAGCGCUCGGUGUGGUAUACUUCCUUCAUGCAGUGCCGUACCUGGUGAGCCCGCCCAUUGCAGGAUGGCUUGUUGAUACGACUGGCAGCUACACGGCGGCAUUUCUUCUCUGUGGAUUUUCAAUGAUAUUCAGUUCUGUGUUGCUUGGCUUUGCUAGACUCGUAAAGAAGAGGAAAAAAACCCAGCUGCAGUUCCUUGCCAAGGAAUCGGAUCCCAAGCUGCAGCUAUGGACCAAUAGAUCGGUGGCUUACUCUGUAGCAAGAGAGUUAGAUCACAAAGACGAUCAGUGUGUGGCUCUGACAGUGCCUGGUUCCAACCCCACAUGACCCAUGGCCUUGAGCCUGGGAAUCUUCAGGGCUGAGAGAGGUGGGACCACUGGACUGCACGUGUCUCGGAAACAUUUAAUUUUGGCAGAGACAUUGCCUUCCGAGGAAAUUACUGUUAUUAUUUUAUUAACAUUUAUAGGGGAAAUACCAAAUAACAAAGCAAGUUGGACUGGCUCCGAGUUUCCUCAUUUGCGAUUUGUAUUCACAGUCGAACUUGUACCUUUCAGGCAAUGAGCAUCACUCUAUGGAGAAUGUUAGGACGGAGCUGCUAUAAUUCGCUGUAACUGGGGGUAAUUUCGAAGCAUGACCAAAGCAGAUGACAUUGAAAAGCUUUGUUGCCAACUCUGCCCCUCUGUCUGACUCCCUCAGAAUGGAAACGGAAACAAUGGCAUGUUAGAUGUGCUCACUUGAUGCUUUCUUGGAGAAAGGGGUCUGUAUUAAUCACUGCCUUUUGCAGAAUCUAAAGCGUUCUUCAACAACUCUGUGUAAAGCCCUAGUGAGAAACUCUACUAGAGAAAGAGUUGACAUCUUCACCUCCCACCUCCACAGAAGGCUUCUUCCUAAGGCUCCCCUCUGAUUAGGCACCCACAUCUGUUAAUAUAAUACUGAAUUUAACAGAAUACAGCAAGUCACAAGGGUGAUUUCUAAAUCUUACCUGACAUGUUAACACCAACACUUCUCUCCCCCUUUUUUUCUUUAGAAACAAAGCUUUUAUUUGAAUUGUACACACAGUCCUGCCAGGAACUGAAAGUGUUGGCAGAAUUCCAGCUGGGCAGGAAUUGAAUUCUUGAAUCAGCAGGUCUCUGAUGGGAGGUUUUUUUUUCAGAUCAGACAUAUCGGUUCAUCAUUACCCAAAACAGAACUUGGGAGGUUAGCCUGAAAAAUAUUCUAAAGGUGAGAUUCCUUUCUCCCUGGGUUAAGUUUUUAUCUUUUUAUGGAUAAUCAUUAGAAACUUGAUUCUAACUUGGGCCUCUUCACCUGAGUGAGAAGGCUUUAGGGAUUCGGCUGAGCAUCCCAGUGCUCAUUAAUUAGAGCUUUGGUCGGGGGAGAGGGAAGAGAAGCUUAAGAAGGCUAAUGCUGUGACACUUAAUAGUUCAUAGAACUUGUUUAUGUACCUUUGCUCAUUGGAUUAGAAUAAUUUUACUCAUUCUCAAGUACUCUGUUUUCCUACAGUUUGGAGUAAUUUCUAACUUUUCAGAGGGAGGACGUGGGAAAGAAGAGAAAGGCCAGAUCUGCUGGCUUGUCUCCAACCAUUUGCAUCCCCAAAUUGUGUCAUACCUGUAAAUUAGAAGCAAGUUACACCGUUGAAGGGGGAUUUUGACUAUGGAAAAAUUUAAAAUCUGAGCCUCAAAGAAAUAUUUUGACCCCGAAGUCCAUUUUAUCCAUUGUCCCUCCAGAGGCCUGCACUGAGGAAGAUCUUAGGUUGACUAGGCAUGUUCAGCAAGUCUUUGCCUAUAACUGGAUUACUUCAUGAAAUUACAUAUUAAUACAUUGCUUUCAGAAUGAAAUACUGCCUUGAUUUAAUGGAAGAAAGCUGUAGUAUUUCAUAGUUGUUUUCCAAAGAUAAAUUUGAAUGUUGCCUGUUAUCUUUUUUACUUAGUUUAAGACUGUAGUUUUUUUUUUUUUUAAAGAUUUUAUUUAUUUACUUGACAGAGAGAGAU
Mustela erminea (ermine) is the source of this 3889-nucleotide messenger RNA. RefSeq names its product solute carrier family 16 member 12 (gene SLC16A12). The transcript has 8 exons. Gene Ontology annotation, molecular function: monocarboxylic acid transmembrane transporter activity. NCBI's taxonomy places the organism in Eukaryota, Metazoa, Chordata, Mammalia, Carnivora, Mustelidae. Gene Ontology annotation, biological process: transmembrane transport; monocarboxylic acid transport. Bases 768 to 2228 code for a protein of 486 amino acids. The record is from RefSeq and is a predicted model, not a curated record.